ACCAACACAAGGAACUGAGAAAGAAAACUCUUGUUCUCUCACUUGUAUCUCUCCAAGCUUCCACUCCUUUCGCAAAAGACUACUAAAACGCCGUCGUAGAGGACCCAACACUGCCGCGUCCACCUCACCGUCGCUUUCUCCAUCUCUUCCCUCCUGUUUACCAAGAUGGCUGGAGUAUUAGGAUAUAGUGGCCUGGCGCCUAAGACAAAGAACUUCAUAGUUGCCGGGGGUUUGACAACUUUUGUUUUUGGGGCAUACUUCUACACCAUGAGAGCAGUUGGAGGUACUGAUGAACUGCAAGUAGCAAUAGAUAAGUUUGAAGCCGACAAGAGCACCAAAGAAGGUGAAUCAAGCAUUCCAUCAAAGGCCUAGAGCUAGUUGCUUCCAGUACAAAAAUAAUACUUUGGUUGUACGCAAUGUUUUGGUCUGGAAAUAGUUAAAGUGUGAUUUUGAAUCUUGUAUUUAAUAAAGUUUAGGAUAAAACUUACAAACUGUACCUUAAGGCUUAAGUACUUACUGUUCCUGCUAUUGUCCAAUUGAAACAUGAUAACAGUUGGAUUAAGUAUUUCACGUGAGACUCAGUAUCUCCUAUUAGAUGAUAGCUAGUUAACGACGUUAACCAA
Molecule: messenger RNA, 623 nt
Organism: Medicago truncatula (barrel medic)
Lineage: Eukaryota; Viridiplantae; Streptophyta; Magnoliopsida; Fabales; Fabaceae
Exons: 2
Coding region: 166-372 (68 amino acids)
Source: RefSeq, a predicted model, not a curated record